UAGUGCGUCUAGGCGCGAAAGCUCGAACUCCGCUGCCGGGCUGGAGACAGCGGGAGCGGCCGCCCGCAGGUUGAGGCUACUGAGGACCGGUUCUCCCGGAGCUGCGCGGUAGGGAGGCCGGAAUCAUGACCGGCGAGGUGGGUUCCGAGGUCAACCUGGAAGUCAGUGAUCUAAAACUGGUUUCACAAGAAUCAGCAGACAGUCCUGUAGACAGCGGACAAGGCAGCUUUGAAACACUCGAGCCCCUGAGUGAAAGAGAUUCUGACGAAGAGAUAUUUGUGAGUAAGAAAACGAAGAGCAGGAAAGCGCUGCAAGACAGUGAUUCUGAGGCCGAGGACAGAGAUGCCUCUCCAGAGAAACCCACCUAUGACAGCGAGGAGGAGAAUAAGGAGAACUUCCACUCGAAGAGGAACAGGAAGGUCAAAAGCCUUUCUAAGACUCUGGCCGACAGUGACGAGAGUAACAUGGAGGGAACUGUGUGUCAGGAGAAUCCAGAAACUCAAGACACACCUGCCUUAGAGCUGAGCCACCAGUCUGGAAGCCCCGUGGGCCUCACCACUGACAGAAAGCUUGCCAAACAACUCUCCAGAGAAGGAACUGAAGGAAAAGCAAAAGCAAAAUCCAAGAGACGACUCGAGAAAGAGGAGAGAACGAUGGAAAAAAUUAGGCGGCUAAAAAAGAAGGAAACAAGAUAUGAGGAAAGUGAUGCAAACCAGCCGCUUAAUGACAGUGGCUGUCGUCUUGAAGAUAGUGACCUUUUUGAAACAGGUUUGGAAGAAGAAAAUGACUCUCCAUUGGAAGAUGAAGAGUCAUUAGAGUCGAUAAGGGCAGCUGUGAAAAACAAAGUGAAAAAUCAUAAGAAAAAGGAACCAUGCCUGGAGAGUGAGACAUUUUCAUUAGAAGAAGAAAAUGAAUUUUCUAAAGGCAGUGGGAGGAAGGAAAGAAAGGCAGCGAAGUUAAGUAAGGAAGCCUUAAAAAAGCUGCAUAGUGAGACUCAGCGGCUUGUCCGAGAAUCUGCACUUAAUCUUCCAUAUCAUAUGCCUGAGAAUAAAACUAUUCAUGAUUUCUUCAAACGUAAACCCCGGCCCACUUGCCAGGGAAAUGCCAUGGCCCUGCUAAAGUCAUGUAAGUAUCAGUCAGGCCAUUACAAGGAAGCCAUAAACGCAGCAGAUGCAGCUGGAGUGAAUGCCGAUGGCCCCAGCAAAGGCUGUGAGCAGACGACAGGUGCAGAGAUUGCAACGGAAGCUAGCAUUCUCCCUGAGGUCUCUGAAGAACCUGGGGUCACUGCUGGAUCAGACGAGGCUCAUGGGGAGGAGCCGGUAAGACACAGAGAGCUGGACAUUGAGGAGACUGAGGAGCACAGUGAUGACAGACCUCCUCCUGGGGACAGAUCAGUGUCACAGCAGGGAUCCCCCAUCUCCAGGAACAAGGCCAGUGAGGGGUAUCAGGUUGGGGAACUCAUGGCACCUGACCCUCACAUGCUUGAGGGAGAAAAACUGAAAAACACAGAAGAAAGAGACUCAAACGAGGCAGAGCUGGAGCAGAAAACUAAGUUGUCAGUAGCUGCGCCCCCCGAAAAGGUGAGAAGAUUCACUGUGGACCGACUCAAACAGCUGGGAGUGGAUGUUUCCAUCAAGCCACGGCUGGGCGCUGAUGAAGAUUCCUUUGUGAUACUCGAUGAGCCUGAAACCAACAGAGAAUUGGAAGCCUUGAAGCAGCGCUUCUGGAGACACGCUAAUCCAGCAGCCACUCCCAGGGCUCGUCAGACGGUGAACGUGAACAUCAUAGUGAAGGACUUGGGAAGUGAUGGGAAGGAAGAGCUAAAGGCAGAUGUGGUGCCUGUGACUUUGGCAGCUGAGAAGCUGGAUGAAGCAAGCCACACAAAACCAGGUGAAAAGCUGCAGAUGCUAAAAGCUAAAUUGCAGGAGGCAAUGAAACUGCGAAGGUUUGAGGAGCGGCAAAAGCGCCAAGCAUUGUUUAAAUUAGAUAAUGAAGAUGGCUUUGAGGAAGAGGAGGAGGAGGAGGAGGAAGAAAUGACAGAGGAGUCUGAAGAAGAUGGAGAAGAGGAGGUUGAAGAAGAGGAGGAGGAUCAAGACAUUCCAGAGACUACAGAAUUUCUUCUUGGUAGUGAAGAUACAGAAACCAAAGAUGACAAAGAGACAGACAAAGAGAAUACGGACGGCAGUAGUGAAAUCGGCAAGUGUGUUGACCUCUCUGUUCCCAAGCCCCUCUCCUCGGAUUCCACCUUACUUCUGUUUAAGGACAGCUCUUCCAAGAUGGGUUACUUUCCUACUGAAGAAAAAUCGGAAACAGAUGAACACUUGGGCAAGCAGUCUGGUAAACUGGAUGAAGAUGACUCCUGUUCACUGCUGACAAAGGAGAGCAGCCACAAUAGCAGCUUUGAGCUGAUUGGCUCCACAAUUCCAUCCUAUCAGCCUUGCAACAGGCAAACAGGCCGCGGGACCAGUUUUCUCCCUACAGCAGGUGGAUUCAGAUCCCCUUCCCCUGGGCUGUUUCGAGCCAGUUUGAUCAGCUCAGCUUCUAAGAGUUCAGGAAAACUGUCUGAGCCUUCACUUCCCAUAGAGGAUUCCCAGGAUCUGUACACCGCCUCCCCAGAGCCUAAGACACUUUUCCUAGGAGCAGGAGACUUCCAGUUCUGUUUAGAAGAUGACACUCAGAGCCAACUGUUGGAUGCAGAUGGAUUUUUAAACAUUAGAAAUCACCGGAAUCGAUAUCAAGCUUUGAAGCCUCAGUUGCCACUGGCCAGUAUGGAUGAGAACGCCAUGGAUGCCAACAUGGAUGAGCUGCUGGAUUUGUGUACUGGACAGUUUACAUCUCAGUCUGAAGAGAAAUGUCCACCUCGGAAGAAUAACAAAAAAGAAGACAUGGAGGAACUUCUGAAUCUUUGCUCGGGCAAAUUUCCUUCUCAAGACGCCUCCCCUGCGGCUCCACUGGAGCUGGGCAAGCAGGAGAAGGAGAGCAGCACGGAUGACCCCAUGGAAGAGGCACUUGCUCUUUGCUCCGGCUCCUUCCCGACAGACAGGGAGGAAGAGGGUGAAGAGGAGGAAUUUGGAGACUUUCAGCUUGUUUCAAAGGAAAACGAAUUUGCUAGUGAUGAGGAUGAACACAGUGACUCCGGUGACGAAGAGCUGGCCCUGGACCAGGAGGAUGAUGAAGAAGAGCUCCUAAAGCAGUCUGAGAAGAUGAAAAGGCAAAUGAGACUGAAGAAAUACCUGGAAGAUGAGGCAGAGGUGUCGGGAAGUGAUGUGGGAAGUGAAGACGAGUAUGAUGGGGAAGAGAUUGACGAAUAUGAAGAAGACGUCAUUGAUGAAGUGCUUCCUUCUGAUGAGGAACUGGAGAGUCAGAUCAAGAAAAUACACAUGAAAACCAUGUUGGAUGAUGAUAAGCGACGACUGCGUUUAUACCAGGAGAGGUACCUUGCUGACGGGGAUCUGCACAGCGAUGGGCCUGGACGAACGAGAAAAUUCCGGUGGAAACACAUAGAUGAUGCCUCCCAGAUGGAUCUGUUCCACAGAGAUUCUGAUGAUGAUCAGACUGAAGAACAGCUUGAUGAGACUGAAGCCAGGUGGAGAAAGGAGCGGAUUGAACGAGAGCAGUGGCUUCGGGAACAGGCUCAACAGGGGAAAAUUGCUGCUGACGAAGAAGACAUUGGGGAAGACAGUCAGUUUAUGAUGCUCGCCAAGAAAGUUACAGCCACACUGCAGAAGAAUGCCAGUCGGGCUGUGGUUGUUCAGGAGUCAAAGUCUGUGCCCAGUAAUCCUUUUGAAGCCAUCAGACCAGGAAGUGCUCACCAGCUGAAGAUGGGCUCCUUGCUAAACCAGCCCAAGACUGUGCUUCAGAAACUCUCUGCCCUGUCUGACCUCAACCCCAGCGCUCCCCGAAACUCAAGAAACUUUGUCUUUCAUACACUUUCUCCUACCAAGGCUGAGGCAGCAAAGGAAUCAUCUAAGCCUCAGGUGAGAAGAAAGGGGCCAUCAUUAAUGAUGUCACCAUCUCCUAAACGACUAAAGACAGAUGAUAGAAGUCCAGGACCAAAGCGAAGCAUCUUCAGAUACUUGGAAAGCUAACACUAUCCAGGAUGCCAGCAUCUGCUGAAACUGCUCCAAGUAGGUCUGACCCCUAACGGUGGGACUGGCGUUUGCGCCGAUGACCUCUCCUCCAUUGACCGAUGCAUCAUGGGCAGAGUUUCCAGUUUCCAGUUCUUGUCCCACGCACUCUCGAUGGCAGUUUUCUCUCCUAGUGUUAUUUCCAGUUCGGCCACUAUUCUUAUCACUACAGUUUCCAACAGCGACUUACAGAAUAAUUGAAGUCUCACUUCUUCUGUUAAGCAUUUGACAUUUUUUCCUAGCAGUUUCCUGGGUUGACACCACUUUGAAAUGAGGUGUUUGGAGGAGGAAGAAAGUGUGGCAUUAUAGAAAAUUACAGAAAGCACUGAAAGCCAGUACUGGGAUGACUCCUCCACACCCACGCGACCUGUAACAUGGUAACCAGGACCAGUGUGAGUGGCUUAGAUGGAGGGCCUAAGAACCACCGACCGACCGGCUGUUGCGUCAACCUUGUUCCUUCUGUUCCUGUAAGCUUCCAGGCUUCAUUUCUAAUUAACCUUUACUACCUUUGAAAUGAGGACUUAAGCUGGUACCUAGUUCAUUUUCUGGAGUGUGGGAAGAAGAUGAGGUUAUACCCGGUGUCUACCCACACCGGGUAAUCUGUGGAAGAGAGACUUUCCCUGGGACCAGAUCUCAAAGUGUUCGGUUGUGAGCCUCCCCUCUGCUGACAGAAGAACCCCGACCACUGUUGAUUGCAUCUCUAGGGCUGAGUUUGUUGUCCUGACCAGUCAGAGAACGUUUCAAUAGUUCAUCACUAAUACUGAGGGCAGACGAGUGGAAUUUAAUAAAAACGCUGAAGAGAGCUGCCACCGCUCGCCCUCCUUGGUCUGCCACUGGGUUUUCAGAAGUAUAGACAACCGUCCUUCUCAGAAGUGAACUCAGUGCUGCUUUGCCAAAACCAUCCAGAGGAAGGUUGGCUUCAGUGUCGAAAGCUGAGCACAGGAAGUCGGAGGAGAUUGUGUCUGUCUUUUAUUGAGAGACAUAAAAAAGCCAAUUUAAUUGAUGAAAAUAAGGUGUAGGUUUUCUGUUGAUUGCUAGGGGUUUUGUUUUUCUAAUACUCAGGAUGCUGACUUGGAAGGAAUAUAAAUUUGUAUAUUUGUAAUCUUGUAAUGGGAGAAAUGUGUAUAAAACUGUUUUAAUGUGUAUGUAGGUUUUAAAUAAAUCUCAUUGCCUUCA
Messenger RNA from Peromyscus leucopus (white-footed mouse), 5303 nucleotides. RefSeq names its product claspin (gene Clspn). Gene Ontology annotation, molecular function: anaphase-promoting complex binding. Gene Ontology annotation, biological process: activation of protein kinase activity; mitotic DNA replication checkpoint signaling; mitotic G2 DNA damage checkpoint signaling. NCBI's taxonomy places the organism in Eukaryota, Metazoa, Chordata, Mammalia, Rodentia, Cricetidae. The record is from RefSeq and is a predicted model, not a curated record.